This is a messenger RNA of Fusarium mangiferae, 975 nucleotides long. RefSeq lists its product as uncharacterized. Bases 1 to 975 code for a protein of 324 amino acids. The record is from RefSeq and is a predicted model, not a curated record. NCBI's taxonomy places the organism in Eukaryota, Fungi, Ascomycota, Sordariomycetes, Hypocreales, Nectriaceae. The transcript is spliced from 2 exons. Gene Ontology annotation, molecular function: hydrolase activity.
AUGCCCCAUAUAACCCAGCUCCCAUUCGCGGUACCAGACGACAGCUUUGACACGCAUGUCCAUGUGUUUGACCCGUCAGUCGGACCUUACGCUGAAUCUAGAGCAUAUACCCCCGCAGGUGCUCCCAUGGAGGAUCUUAUCAGAUUUUCGUCAACAUUGAACAGUUCUAGCAAUCCACUGAACUUGGUCCUGGUUCAGCCUUCACCAUAUGAUACUGAUAAUCGGGUGUUGCUGCACUCCUUGCAAAAAUUGAACAGUAGCUUCGCCAUUUUCGCUCGAGGCAUCGCUGUGGUCAACGUUCUGAACAUUACACGCGAUGAAUUGCUACAGAUGCACCAAGCUGGUGUACGUGGCUUGCGAAUAAAUCUACAAUCAGAUGGGAAAGGCGUGAACUUGGAGAAACUAAAAGAGACACUUCUCGUCGCAGCUGAGAAAAUUCAAGAUCUGGCAGGUUGGAGGCUACAGAUCUUCGCCCCUGCUGCUACUUGGGAUGGUCUCUAUGAAUUUGUCUUGAAACUACCUAUUGAGAUUAUUGCUGAUCAUGUCGGUGGGCUGCUGGGUUCAUCCAAACUUGGGAGUGGUGAUGCUGGGGAUGAUGCAGCAGCACUGUCGCAGCCUGGGUUUGAGAGCCUUCUGCACCUUGCUCAACACCGCCGCGUAUGGAUCAAGAUUUCUGGUUUAUACCGUGCAUCGUCGCGGUCAGAAAAUGGCUACGAUGACUUAGAAACCAUCAUGCGCCGUUUGUUUAAGGAAGUGCCCGAUCGUUUAAUCUGGGCUAGUGACUGGCCACACACAGGAGAGGGUGCGACCCGAGCCAAGAAGGACGCGGCCAAACGGCUGGCCGAAAUUGAACAGUUCCGUACGAUUGACAACUUCGGCAUCUUGCAAUCUCUCAGAGAUUGGGCGGGAGGCGAUGAUGCCUGGAGGAAGAUGAUGGUUGAAAAUCCGAGAAAGCUAUUUACGUCAAGUGUAUGA